Messenger RNA from Nothoprocta perdicaria, 3726 nucleotides. It is a transcript of the gene AMOTL2, whose product is annotated as angiomotin like 2. Bases 144 to 2390 code for a protein of 748 amino acids. The transcript has 10 exons. Lineage: Eukaryota; Metazoa; Chordata; Aves; Tinamiformes; Tinamidae. Gene Ontology annotation, biological process: establishment of cell polarity involved in ameboidal cell migration; regulation of cell migration; angiogenesis. Gene Ontology annotation, cellular component: cytoplasmic vesicle; bicellular tight junction; plasma membrane. The record is from RefSeq and is a predicted model, not a curated record.
AGGACUUGCGAUGUAGCUGCAGCUCAUCCUCCGUGUGAGGGUCGCCGGUAAAAUUCCGGGUGCCACUACGUGCCCCGUGGCUGCUAGAGCUUUGGCCGCUUCCCUGCGUCAGGAGCGGGCGGCCGCCAAGCGCGCGCACGGCRAUGAGGACGGCGGAGGACUCGAGCGGGACCGUCCUGCACCGCCUCAUCCAGGAGCAGCUGCGGUACGGCAACCUCACGGAGAACCGCACGCUGUUGGCCAUUCAGCAGCAAGCGCUGCGCGGGGCGGGUGGCGCGGGCAGCCCCCGCUCGUCUCUUGAGAGCCUUACCCAAGAAGAAAGCCAAAUGGUGCAGCAGUCCACGCGGCAGGAGCCCCAGGGCCAGGAGCAUCACUCCGACCAUGCCUACUUGGAGAGCAGCCUCUAUCGGCUCUACCAGCCGCAGCACAAGGGCGAGGAGCUGCCCACCUACGAGGAGGCCAAGGCUCACUCGCAGUACUAUGCCUCGCAGCGGGGUGGCCCRCAGCCCGGCGGCGCUGGCGCCGGUGCUCCCGGGGACAGCGGGCAGCGCAGGGCCGGGAGCGGCGCGCGGCGCCCCGAYGACUCGCUGAAGGAGCUGAAGCACGGCCACGUGCGCUCCUUGAGCGAGCGCCUCAUGCAGAUGUCCCUGGAGAGGAACGGCGCCAAGGCGCAGAGCCACAUGAGCUCGUCCCACAGCUACCCGCAGCUCUCCAGGCACUACCAGCUCUCCGCCCUCAGGGGCCAGCACUCGGAGGGCACGGAGCCGCGGGGACCUCCUCCGGAGUACCCCUACAUCCUGCCUUCCCAGGACGCCUCCGUUGCUUACCUGGCGGAUCCCAGAGCCUGCUCACAGGAAGGUCCGGUGUUUCAGCACCCCAGCGUCAGGGCGAUGCCGCCUCAUGUCUCCGCGGCUUUCCUGCCGCAGCAGAGCCCCCUGUGCCUCGGCCCGGCCGGGAUGGAGGCCUUGGUGACGGCCCAGGCGGCCUCCGCCAGCACCCGCCUGGCCCACGCCGACACCGUGCUGAGAGACAACGAGAAACUGCUGCGGGAGAAUGAGAAGCUGCAGCGGGAGAGCGAGAAGCUCCGGCGGGAGCUGGAGGGCUACGCCGAGAAAGCCACUCGGAUCCAGAAGCUGGAAACAGAGAUUCAGCGCAUUUCAGAGGAUUAUGAAAACCUCAUGAAGGCCUCUUCCAAGAGGGAAGCGUUGGAGAAAGCCAUGAGGAACAAGAGAGAUGGGGAGAUGCGUCGGCUCCAGGACUUCAACCGGGAUCUGAAAGAACGGCUGGAGUCUGCAAACAAACAGCUGGCCAGCAAGACCCAGGAAAACCAGGAGAAUAACCAAGGCACUGUGACGAAACUCCUUGCACAAAGCUAUGAGCACCAGCAGGAGAAGGAAAAGCUGGAGCGGGAAGUGUCCCUGCUGCGCAGCGCUAACGAGGACCAGCGGCGCCGGGCAGAGCUGUUGGAGCAGGCGCUGGGCAGCGCCCAGGCCCGGGCRGCCAAGGCAGAGGCCGAGCUGCGCAAGAAGCGGGCGUACGUGGAGAAGGUGGAGAGGCUGCAGGCAGCGCUGGGCCAGCUCCAGGCCGCCUGCGAGAAGCGGGAGCAGCUGGAGCUGCGGCUCCGCACGCGCCUGGAGCAGGAGCUGAAGAUGCUGCGGGCUCAGCAGAGGCAGGCAGGCACCCCAGGCGGGGGAGCCUCGGAGCUGAGCGCCCACACGCUCUCCGAGCAACUGAGAGAGAAGGAGGAGAAGAUCCUUGCCCUGGAGGCCGACAUGACCAAGUGGGAGCAGAAGUACCUGGAGGAGUGCACCAUGCGGCAGUUCGCCAUGGACGCCGCGGCCACCGCAGCCGCCCAGCGGGACACAACGCUCAUCAGCCACUCCCCGCGGCACUCUCCCAACAGCAGCUUCAACGAGGACCUCCUCUUGGCCAACCACAAGCAGCAGGAGAUGGAGAGCAGGUUGAAAGCCCUGCAUGCCCAGAUACUGGAGAAGGAUGCUGUCAUCAAAGUGCUGCAGCAGCGCUCACGGAAGGACCCCAGCAAAGCCCUCCAAGGCUCCCUGCGGCCGGCCAAGUCCGUGCCGUCCAUCUUUGCAGCCUCUGGGACCCAGAGCUGGCAGGGUGCUAGCCCAAGUGACCGACUGGCAGAGGGCACCUCCCGCGGGUGUGCAGCAGGCAAAGCUCCAGCAGAAGAAGCAGUGGCACUGCCCACCUCUGCCCCCCAGCCCUUUCACUCCAAGCAUGGCAGCAAGGAUGGCAGCACGCAGACGGACAGCCUGGYUGAAAGCAGCAGCCAGGGCGAGGGGCCCGAGCGCCCGGCCAGCUCGCUGGAGAGCUUGGCUGCAGCCAGAGCCCUUGACCUGUCUGACAUGGUGGAGAUCUUGAUUUAAAKACGGGCAGUUCUGGCCACCCAGGGCAGACAUGUCAUCCUCUCCCAACUCACAGACUGUUGUGUGGUCAGAGAAGCCCUUUGCUCACCAGGUGCCCAGAAGAGACUUGUUCUCCAUAGCAGCAAAUUCCUGGAUGGCGGAGUCUGAGGGAAGAAGAGGCUUUGCAGGGAGGAUGCCACAGUCUGCGGGGACCAGGCUGUGCCUCCAGCCCUCCACACAUCCUGCCGUGGUCAGAGUGGUGACCAGGAGGACAGCAGCAUCUAUUGUGGGCAGGCUGGUUUUGAGAGAACCCCAGCAACCCCCCGGCGCCGCCRGUUUGGGCCGCCAGGUUUGGGGAGCGGGGCUUGCUGCUGGGAUGUUACCCCUGGCAUCCCGUCAGGGCCACGGGCAYGUCCUGUGGGGCCGCACAGGACAAGGAGCGCUCUGGAGCGCUCCAGACCCUGGAGGUGUUUGCGUGCAGAAGCUGUACAGUGACGAGGGGCUUGCAGCCCAGGAGACGUGAUCCCCCUUGUAAAUACACCCGUGUUUUGUAGAACAGGAUACCGCAAACGUAUUUAUCAUUUCAGUUCCUUUCCCUUCCUCCCUCCUCCUUUGCUGACUGUGGGGUGUCUCUCCUUCCCCCCUCACUUGUCAGGUCCUUCAUGUUCUCCAGCCCGGAUCCUGUCUCUGUAUCUCUGCCUUCCGUGUCCUUCAGGGUGCUUUCCUGUGGUCCCUUCGACUGGAAUUUCCCUUCUGUCUGAACAGUAGCAGUGAGCCAAGUAUCUGUGUGCGAGUGCGGGUAUGUCUCUGCUUCUGAGCUGCUCUUCAUAGGGGCAGAGCCUGGAGGGAUCUGCAGCUGCUCUCCAGUGUCUGAGCCCCAUCCAAAUCUGCRUGGCCAAGUGGAGUGGUCCCAGGGCCAGGAGUUAAGAACCUUUAUUUGCAAGCACAGUACCUUAAGGUUUCCAGUGCAGCUGCAGGAGGGAGAGGGAUACAGAAAGGAGCUUUCAGAAGAGUCCUAGGUAUGUGUCAAUCGACAGGAUUUUCCUUAUAAAGGGAGGGGAUGGGAUGACACUUGUGCAAAAAGAAGAGAAUGGAAGGUGGAGGAGAAGUCUAAGGAGAAGAAGGUGAAACGCUCUUGAAGAGAAACAAGCACGUCUGAUUUUGCUGGGUGGGACGUUGUCGCCCUUUUGUGGCUCUGCACCGAGCUUUGCCUUGGCCUCUUCUUGCUGGGAAUUCUCAUACCUCCCUCGUCUGCUGGCAGCUGGUUUCUGCCAGUAGCCAGCGUUGAUUUUAGUGAGAGUUUCUCAGUCCUCUGAACUCAGACACUUUCCAGCCUUGGCCCUCGUGUAUGUUUUUG